Messenger RNA from Polychytrium aggregatum, 1608 nucleotides. RefSeq lists its product as uncharacterized. The transcript is spliced from 2 exons. The coding region runs from base 62 to 1306 and encodes 414 amino acids. The record is from RefSeq and is a predicted model, not a curated record. NCBI's taxonomy places the organism in Eukaryota, Fungi, Chytridiomycota, Chytridiomycetes, Polychytriales.
GUCCAUCUCUGCCCCCAUCUCAACCCCCAACCCCGCCUGCCCCAAGCGCAAGGCAGACACAAUGGCCUCCCUGUCCUCGUCUCGGGUCGGCCUGCUGGUUGCCUGCGACGAUCCGUUGUGGAGCCACGGGCCGUCUCGCCAGGCCCUGCCGCUGAAAGGCGGCAACCCGUUUCUGUCGCUCAGCGACCCGUCGUCCGGCACCACCAUCAAGACGCAGGCCCUCAACUUUGCGCACACCUCGCCGAUAACCACCUUCCAGAUCGCGACAGGCUCGGUGCUGUCGGUCCUGGACUUGUUCCACAUUCUGCCGUAUCGGACGCUGGGCUUCCAUCCGUACUUUGCCUUUGCCCCGCACUGGCAGACCUACCGAGUGGCGACCUCGUUCCUGAUCACGGGCCACUCCAUCAUGGACGUCGUCAACAAGUCUGCAGGCAUGGUCUAUUGGGGCGCCGCCUUGGAGAAGCGCUUCAACGGGGCGGGCGACGUCGUUGAUGAAAACGGCGUCGUCCGGACCGAGGGCCUGCAGCGAAAGGCUCGCAGCGGCAAGCGAAAGGGGCUAUUUCAGUGGCUGAUUCUGGAUAACCGCUUCCUGCAUGUGCAGCUGGCGUCGGCGGCGGUCAUCGUUGGCAUCGAGUGCAUACUCUACCGACAACCAAGGUUCGAUGGCCGCACGCCCGUGAUCAUCUUCCCGGUUGCGCUGUUCCCCCAACUCGAGUACUCGAUGCGAUGGAUUUGGGCAUUCACGGAGCAGGACCAGAACAUCCUCUUGUUUGGCGUUCUGCCCAUCAAGCCGAUCUACCUGCCGAUCCUGUUGUGCGCCAUGGGGGGAUUCUCCGGCAUCAAGCCUCUGGUCAAAGGAUUCGCGGCGGCUCUGAUCGUCACCAAGAUCAUGGAUAUGCGACGAUCCGACGGCGAGCCGAUUCUGGACUGGGUGUGGAAGUUUGGCCAUUCCUGGUACGACUGGAUUCAGCAGCGACGCAAGGCCUCAUUGAACAGCAAGCCCGAUCGCAAGGGCAAGGGCAAGCAGCGAGCCUCGGCAAACGACGACGUUGACGAUGAGAUUGUCACCGAGGGAGCGGGCGGCAGCGAUGGUCAAGGCUCGGUUAUGGGCUUUGACCUCAGCUCGAUGCUGCCGCAGCUCACCCAGACCAUCUCGACCCAGCUGGUCAACACAUAUCUGACGAGCCUCGCGAACGACGCAGCCGCCGCAUCCUCAGCCUCGGCCUCGGCCUCGUCCUCAUCAUCCCGGGCGGCGGCUGACGAUCGCAUCCGCAUGGGCGCUGGCCCCAGCAAUCUCAAUCUGUGAAGACCAGACCAGAACGAGGCGAAUGUUCUCCCCGAUUGCUGCAAUCGCACCCUGCCACCCGCAGAGCAGAUGCCCAACUGCCUAGACAACAUGCUCGUCAAAGCGAUAAAAAGCCUUUCGUUUCACUCCUCUCUCCCUUCGGGCCACCCACACUCAGCCGACGGUGCAAUAGAGUCUGUCUGUGUGGACAACGGCCGUCCCGUCCCCAAUCCCAACUGGUCUCAUCCGUGUCUAUUCUCUGUUGGCAGCGUUGACAAAUACACUUUGCCGAGCGAAGGAUCUGGCCGGCAAUGAUCGCCACA